AAUAGUCUUAUCUGGUUGAAUGGGAUUUGUUCAUGCAGCUUAUAAAGUGGAUUUAAAGUUUGAGCAGAUACAGAGAAUCCAAGCUUCUACUUAUGACGAUGAUCAAACAGAUCUUGUGCGUUUUGCUCCUGGUGGUCCUGAUUCAUGGAAUGAUACGGAUUCCUCUGAAAAGGCAGACAUCUCUCAGAAAAAUCCUGAAAGAAAGAGGAGAGCUACCACUAUGGGACUUACAACAAUUCAAUUUGGCCAAGUAUUGUUUGUCAUGUAACAACUCAGAGAUCAUCGAUGAGCCCCUUUUUAACUUCUUUGAUGUGGAAUAUUUUGGAGAGAUCUCCAUUGGUUCCCCUCCUCAGAACUUCCUGGUUGUGUUUGACACUGGCUCAUCCAACUUAUGGGUUCCAUCUAUAAAUUGCCAAAGUCUAGCAUGUGUUACACACUCCAGAUACCAGUCCAGCAAGUCACGCACCUACGUUCCUAAUGGAUCUUUAUUCUUCAUCCAGUAUGGCACGGGCAAUGUCACUUGCGAAAUAGCGGUCGAUCAGGUUACGAUUCAAGAUAUCACAGUGCGCAAUCAACCAUUUGGUGAGAGUAUAUUAGAACCAGGAAAUGCCUUUGUGAAUAUGCCUUUUGAUGGGAUCUUGGGUCUCGCAUAUCCCUCUCUGGCAGCAGGCGGUUGCACUCCUGUGUUUGAUAACAUGAUUAAUCAGCAUUUAGUGGAAAGCCCAGUAUUUGCUUUCUAUCUCAGCAGUGAUCCUAACUUAUCUAAUGGAGGGGAGCUGACAUUUGGAGGUAUUGACACAUCUCUCUUUACUGGACAACUGAACUGGGUACCUGUCACUUACCAGGGCUAUUGGCAGAUACAACUAGACAACAUACAGGUGGCAAAUGAGAUUGCACUCUGCAGUGAAGGAUGUCAGGCCAUAUUAGACACUGGUACCUCCAUGCUUAUUGGUCCUACUUCUGCAAUUGCUCUGCUUUUGAAUCUUACUGGACUCGGAGACAUAGAUUUUAAUGGAGAGUAUGAAUUUGAUUGCUACUACUUGUGUAUGUUGGCCAGUGUGACUUUUACUAUUAAUGAAAUCGGGUACACACUAUCACCUGCGGAAUAUACAGUGAAUAAUGGCAAUGGAUCCUGUAGCAGUGGUUUCCAGGGCCUGGAUAUUCCAUCUUCAAAUGGGCCUCUGUGGAUUCUUGGCGAUGUUUUUAUUCGACAAUAUUAUUCUGUAUUUGAUCGAGGUAAUAACAGAGUGGGACUUGCUCCUGUGGCACCUACACUACCUACAAUAUCCCCUUCUAUAGCCCCUUCUACAGCCCAUUCUAUAGCUUCUUCUACAGCCCAUUCUAUAGCUUCUUCUACAGCCCGCUCUACAGCCCAUUCUAUAGUUUCUUCUACAGCCCCUUCUACAGCCCUAUUUACAGCCACUUCAAUUGCCCCUUCCAUAGCCCCUUAUACAGUGCCUUCUACAGCCCCUUCCAUAGCCCCUGCAACAAGCGGUGCAAGAUCCAGUUAUCGAUUCUUCUAGCUCUUACACUAGGCAAUAAAAAUGUAUUUCUUUUUUUAGAACUCUUAAACAUUUUUUUUUUCUCAAAACCUGUACCUUUUUUCACUUGACCCAUUGGUAUAAUCAUUUUUUUUUUUUUUUUUACAGUCUGCUUUAUUGUCAAUUUCUUUUUAAAAAGGGUGUAAAAUUAGAGAUUUUUUUUCAUUUCAAUGUAUCACUAGAAAAACCAUUGCACAGGAUAACAGAAACAAAGUACUGUAAAUCAACAGAAGAAACAGUAAGCGGGCAUCAAACACAGAUUACUACUUAAGAAUGAGUAGGAUGUGUUAGUGGAAGCAGUUCUUCGUGAUAAAUUGAGUGAAAAAGCAGGCUGUAUAAUAAAUUGGUCUCUAAGGACUAUAGGGCAAGAUAGGCAUACUAAUGAAAUACUAAUAGGAAUAAUACAUUCUGAAAUGAUUAAAUAAGAUUGCAGGGGAGCUUAGUGGAUAUUGAGCAUAGGUUUGUGAGCUGAGGCACUUAUGGUUUUGGGCUAUGCAGCAUCGUGGGCAUAAUAAAUUGGGAAAAUAGAGGGGUGGAGCUUGCUCUUGACCUAAACAGUUGCAUGCCCGCAGUGAUCUGUCUAAACAGUACAACAUGGCACAAAUUAGAGCUAUAUCAAAAGCACUUUUGGCAAUGUUGAAGCCUGAAAAUACUUAUUUAUAUAUGGUUAGAAAGACCAAGAAACCAAACCAAAGCAGAGCAGACCACAGGCUGAGGUUGUUGGAUGAGGGGGUAUUCGAGAGCAAAUGAUAAGAGGUGGUGAUCAGAGAGGGUAAAUAGAGUCUUGCAGAUAUUAGACACUGUACACGCAUAAGAGAAAAUGAGGUCGAGGGUAUUGCCAGCUACAUGGUUGGGAGUAUUAGUCCACUGCGAAAGCCCAAGGGAGGAAGUAAUUGAAAGUAGUUUAGAAGCUGCGGAGGUCGGGGGUGGGUUAAUGGGAAUGUUGAAGUCCCCGAGAAUAAGGGAUGGUAUGUUAGAGGAGGGAAAGUAGGGUAGCCAGGCAGCAAAGUGGUCAAGGAAGAGGAGAGGGGAACCAGGGAGGUGAUAAAUAAUGGCAAUGUUAGCAGAGAAGGGUUUUUAAAGGCGAAUCGAAUGGAUUUCAAAUGAUGAGAAAGAGAGGGAAGGAGGGUGGGUAGAGGUUUGAAGGAGCAGUAAGGCGAGAGUGGAAACCCUACACCACACCUUUAUUUAUCUACCUAUGUAUAUGUUUUAUUGCAUUAUGCUAU
Messenger RNA from Pelobates fuscus (common spadefoot toad), 2767 nucleotides. RefSeq names its product cathepsin E-A-like. Gene Ontology annotation, molecular function: aspartic-type endopeptidase activity. The record is from RefSeq and is a predicted model, not a curated record. Gene Ontology annotation, biological process: proteolysis; antigen processing and presentation of exogenous peptide antigen via MHC class II. Gene Ontology annotation, cellular component: endosome. Lineage: Eukaryota; Metazoa; Chordata; Amphibia; Anura; Pelobatidae. The transcript is spliced from 9 exons. Bases 93 to 1523 code for a protein of 476 amino acids.